Molecule: messenger RNA, 2620 nt
Organism: Paramecium octaurelia
Lineage: Eukaryota; Ciliophora; Oligohymenophorea; Peniculida; Parameciidae
Source: the annotation of a GenBank genome assembly
AUGUAAUUAAUAAAAUAAAGAACAUAAGAAAAUGAUCGAAAAAGUGAUGAAGAAGAUUAAUUUAAUAAUUAUUAAUUUAUAACAAAAAAGUAAGUGUCUUUAAGAUUGAGUGUAUAGAAACUUCGUAACUAAAAUGUUAAUAAUCUGAAAAGAAUAAAAAUAAUUAAUUAAUUCAUUUAAAAUGAAUAAAUUUAUCAGUAGGAAGAAUAAGGCAACAAAUACUAACAGCAUUUAUAAAAUUAAUAAAAUUUUACAUAGAAACAUAUCAUAAAUACUAUUCAAAAUGAUAAAUAAAUUUAGGAUGAUGAAUCAUUUUUUGAGAGGAUUCUUGCACAACUUCAAUGGCUAAAACAAUUAGCAAGCUAUGAAUCAAGCAAAAUAAAAGAAUAGCAAAAUAAAUAUUAAUCUGUAAAUAUUUUUUUAAUUUUAAGGCGACAGCCUGGAUGGAUAAGAUGUCCCCAAAAAAUUAAGAGUUUACCUAAUUCUAUUUAUAGGUUUAUGAAGUCUAUAAGGGCAUAAAUUAGAUUUUAGAAUAUUCAUAGAAAUUAAACAAACAAAAAGCUGAAGAAAACUUUUAGCAUAUUGUUUUAUUACAUAAUGGGAGUAAAUACUUUGAGAGGUUAUUAUAUGUUAGCUCAUUUGUUUAAAAUCUACUAUUUUAAGAUUAUAGUUAAUAAAAGUUGAAAUGUUUACGUUCAAUUUAUAUUAAUUUUACAGGAGAAAACUGCUAAAAAGAUAUUGAUUUUUGGAGUCUGAGUCAUCAUAAAAAUAAAGGACUAUCAAAAUUUAUUACAUUUUAUCCCCUUAACUAUGACAGUAAAGAAUAAUAUUCGAUAUCUUAUAGAUUCUACUUAAAAAGAAAAUUAAGAAAGUACAAAAGAAAAUCAAAAAGAAGAUUAAUUUAACUUUUUUCAAUAGCAAAUAAUUGUUAAUAAAAAUACAAAUCAGUAAAUAAUCUUUCCUAUUUUUUAUAAAUCAAUUCUAUCAUAACAACAGAUUCAAAUAAUUUAUUCUACUUUAUUGUUACCAAUAAUUACUUCUUUUUAACCAUAAUUUAUUUAUUUAGAUCUAUAGAUUUCAAAUAAGUUUAAUAUUUAAUUAGAAGGGAUUGAAUAUUUAUUAAGAUAGUUAUAAAAAAAAGCAAGUUUGAUUUUGUAUCCGUGUUACUAGUUUGAAAAUAAAAAUAUUAAUAAAAAAUUUUAAUAGAAUUAUGAUAAUGAAUUACAUAAUUCCUAUUUAAAUGCAGCUUUAUCAGGUAUGUCUGGAUUUAAAAUGAUGAAAACAAGAAUUUUUAAUGAAAAUAAACCUUUUGAGAAUUUAGAUUUGGCUGAUUAGAUGCAAAAAUUCUUUUAUAAAUCAAAUGCAUUUAUGUAAAAACAAGUUUAAUUUUUUUAAACCUAAGCCAAAAUAUAUGAUAGAUUUAUGUAGUAUUAUGAAGCCUAUCAAUUCCCUAUUAGAUUGGAGAAAGAACUUAUGUCAUGGAUUCUUCCAUUUGACUCCUACCUUUCAUGUAAGUAAUUUACAAACUAUUACUGCUUUUAUGAUUUAAAUUAUGUUAUUUUGUUUGAUCAGAAUACCAAAUCAAUUUUUUUCUAAGAGAUUUCAAAUAUCCCUAACAAUAUAAUCAAUGGCAUAAUCAAGCAAAAAUUGUAUUAUAUUUUUAUAAAACAUUAGCAAUUACUUAGAAGUACCAAAUUAUUUAAUCGAACCAAGCAUAUUAAUAAUAGAAAAAUACUUAAUUAUUAUAUAUGGUCAUUAGGAUUCAUUAGAUGAGUCAAAAUUUUUUGAUGGAGUUCUUUUAUUUGAUUUAGAAGAACUUGAAGAAUUUAAAGAAUAUAAACGUGUGCCUGAUGACAAAACAAAGGAUCUUUUGGAGUGUAUUAGGAAUAGAAGAUGCCCAUAAAUUUGUUAAAACAAUGGAUUCAAAUCAGAUGGGCAGUACUUAUCAUUCUUUCUUAUUGGUGGUGAAUUUAUGAAGUAAAUUGAAUAUUUAAUUAGAUCUGAUCAUAUUUAGAAUUAUAUCGAGGUAGUCUAUAUCAACUUAAAGACCUAAAAAUUUCAUUCAUUACCAGUAUAAUUUUAGUUGGUACAUUCUUAAGCAACAUUAAAGCCUUGGCCCUAUUAAUUAGUUUUUGAGUAUAGUUUUUAAGAUAUCCAUUUAUAUUUGAUUCAAACUGGAAGCUACCUUUUAAAACGAAAUAAAUUUUAGUUUCCAAUAGACCCUAAUUAUCAUAAUUACUCAUAGCUUCUAGUUUAAUAAGAUGAUAAAUAUUAAUUAUACGAUAUAAGAGUUGUUAAAAAAGAAUAGAAAUAUUAUUUUAAAAUAGAAUAGCUUUAUAGUCCUGCUAGAAAUUGGAUACUUGAAACAAGUGAAUGUUCAUAAUCUAAAAUUGUUUGGAAGGCAUAUAUAUCAAGGAUAGUAAACCUGAAGAAUCCUUCUAAGUGCUAAAUCUUAAAAACAUAUAAACACAUGUUUUAGGGUUUAAAUUGGCAUAAAUAUAUUUAAAUUUGUAUAGAACUAACAAUUAAUUUGUUAAUUCCAAAUAACCAUUUAGAUUUUAAAAAUUAUAUAGUUGAAUUGGAUUAUAAAAUAAUGUCUUUGUCAAGAAUUAAUGAUUGA